This is a messenger RNA of Bactrocera oleae (olive fruit fly), 1896 nucleotides long. RefSeq names its product ubiquinone biosynthesis protein COQ2, mitochondrial (gene Coq2). Gene Ontology annotation, biological process: ubiquinone biosynthetic process. NCBI's taxonomy places the organism in Eukaryota, Metazoa, Arthropoda, Insecta, Diptera, Tephritidae. The record is from RefSeq and is a predicted model, not a curated record. Gene Ontology annotation, cellular component: mitochondrial inner membrane.
AAGAAAUGUGAUUAGGCAAAGUGUCAAAAGCAUGCUGGCGGUCGUAUGUUUUUGUGUGUUAUUUUCACACUAGAAUGUGGUUAAUUAAAAUAAAACAAACUUAUUUUUCUAAAAGAUCUCAUAAAAACCAUCGACAGCAAAACGGGUUACGAAACAAAUGCCGAAGUCAACUGAAGCAGUGGGAGAGAGCGUAUGCAAGCGAUUAUAAUCAAGUUUUAAUAUUACUAAAGCUAUAAAAAGUACAAAAAAAACAAAAAAACGAAAAGAAGAUAGGGGUCAAGUUGCAUUUUAACUAAAUCUUGCCAUUCUAUGAGAGUUCUAAUACCCGCCUCAACAAGUCAACAUGUCAGUGCUACGUAAUAUACAAUAUAUCCAAAAAGGUGUAAGAUUUCAAACAGUUAUCUACACGGCACAACAAAUGUGCUUGGAUGAAAGGAUGUGCAUUUUAAAUAUCAAAAAAUUGCAUACUAGUGUUAGUGGUUGCAGCUAUUUCACGAAAGCGCCUUCACAACUCUUUGUCAAUACUCAACGUAACCGUAACAUAUAUUUUAAAAUAGAUAACCAAAUUUCAAGAAGUUCUCUAAACGCGACCACAAAGAGAUAUGCAAGUAAUAAAGACAAGAGCCAGUUGCCCAAGGCAUCCGCCGCACAGGGGAUCUCCUCCACCUAUGCGCCUGAUAGUAAUGUUAGUAAAUCAAACGAGUUGAAGAAAAGCAUAAAGGAAGCUCUCUCACCAUAUUGCCGUUUAAUGCGUUUGGAUCGGCCAAUAGGAACAUACUUGUUAUUUUGGCCCUGUGCGUGGAGUAUAGCGCUCAGUGCGAAUGCCGGUUGUUGGCCUGAUUGGAAAAUGUUAGGCCUUUUUGCCACUGGAGCGCUGAUAAUGCGCGGUGCCGGCUGUACCAUCAAUGAUCUGUGGGACAAAGAUAUUGAUGCAAAAGUGGAACGUACGCGCACUCGCCCAUUAGCUUCUGGUGAAGUAACACAAUUUGAUGCUAUUGUAUUUCUAUCAGCUCAACUGAGUUUGGGACUGUUAGUAUUACUUCAACUAAACUGGCAAUCAAUAGUAUUAGGAGCAAGUUCAUUGGGAUUAGUCAUAACAUAUCCAUUAAUGAAACGAGUAACGUACUGGCCUCAACUAGUGCUUGGCAUGGCCUUCAAUUGGGGCGCUCUUUUAGGUUGGUGUGCGACUCAAGGCGUUGUUAACUGGGAAGCUUGUUUACCAUUGUACCUAUCCGGUAUUUGUUGGACAAUUGUAUAUGAUACUAUAUACGCACAUCAAGACAAAUUCGACGAUAUUCAAAUUGGCGUGAAAUCAACUGCUUUACGAUUUGGAGAGAACACUAAAAUAUGGCUAUCUGGAUUUACAGCAGCUAUGCUCUCAGGACUAUCACUUGCUGGUGUAGCUACCGAACAAACAGUUGCAUACUAUGCUGCAGUCGGUGUGGUGGGCGCUCACUUAAUACAACAGAUAUAUUCGCUAAACAUUGAUAAUCCAACAGACUGUGCCAAGAAGUUCUUCUCGAACCACCAAGUAGGUUUAAUUUUAUUCCUUGGUAUUGUUUUGGGCACUCUUUUAAAACCGAAAGAGAAAACGGAUAAUGUACCUAUAUCGAGUACCAACAAUGCGUUCCCACAAAUACAACCUGCAAAUAGCCUCGUGAAUAUACCCGCUAAACCGGAGGUGUUAACGUAAAAGCUCGUUCAGCGAUCUUUAGAUUUAAAAAUAGCAAGCCCAUUGAUAAGAACAACUGUAAUAAGAUAUUCGGUAAACCAAAGGAUAAUGUAAUUUAAUUUAGAUAAAAAUAUAUACAUAUGUAUAUGCUUAAUAAAUACAGAGUAUUAACAUUGGGACUACAAAUUGAUUUAAAUAAAACAAUUUAAAACAAAAAACGUUAA